This is a messenger RNA of Cornus florida, 1704 nucleotides long. Its product is annotated as patatin-like protein 6. NCBI's taxonomy places the organism in Eukaryota, Viridiplantae, Streptophyta, Magnoliopsida, Cornales, Cornaceae. The transcript is spliced from 3 exons. Gene Ontology annotation, biological process: lipid metabolic process. The record is from RefSeq and is a predicted model, not a curated record. Bases 118 to 1425 code for a protein of 435 amino acids.
CUGCUCUCCCUUUCUCUUCAACCUGCCUUCUCAAUCCUUUUCACUUUCUCUCUCUACCCUCAAUUCACUCACACUCACAUCAACUUCACAUCCAUAAUUCAACUCUACUACCAUAAAAUGGCUGCGAUAUCAACAGUCUCUAUGCUUGAUUCCGACUUCGACGUUGAUAAGCUCACCUAUGAAAUCUUCUCUAUACUCGAAAACAAAUUCCUCUUCGGAUAUGAUGAACCCAAGUUCUCAAUCAACCAGAAACACACAAUUCCCGUUGAUCAAUUCAAAUCCGCCAAACCCAUUGCCGGAAAAGUCAGAAUUCUCUCCAUUGACGGUGGCGGCGCCACCGACGGCCUACUCGCCGCAAAGUCCCUCGCCCACCUCGAGUCUGGUCUCCGUCGAAAAUCCGGAAACCCAAAUGCUUGCAUUGCUGAUUACUUUGAUGUCGUUGCCGGGUCCGGUGCCGGAGGCAUCCUCGCCGCACUUCUCUUCACUAGGGGAAACGACGGUGGGCCGAUGUUUACUGCGGAGGAAGCGGUUAAAUUCGUUACCAAGAACAGGGGUAAGAUUUUCAGGUCGUCGCCGGUGGGGAUCCUCCGGCGGUUUUUCCGACCGGCGAAGGCGGAGAAGGAGUUUCGGAGGGUGUUUGGUGACUCCACGUUGAAGAACACGUUGAAGGCGGUGUUGAUUCCCUGCUACGAUCUCACGUCACGCGCACCGUUCGUGUUUUCCCGCGCUGACGCGUUGGAAAUGGACGGCUAUGAUUUCAAGAUGAGCGACGUGAGCCUGGCCACGUCGGCACAUCCGGCGGUGAUGGGGGCGGUCGAGAUGAGAUCGGUGGACGAGAGGACGAAGAUCGUGGCCGUCGGUGGUGGGGUCGCCAUGAACAAUCCGACGUCUGCCGCUAUCACGCACGUGCUCAAUAACAAACAGGAGUUCCCUUUCUGUAACGGCGUCGAGGAUCUGUUAGUUGUCUCUUUGGGUAAUGGGGAGUCAGAUUUCAGUGCUGGAGAUCUGACAUCUUCGCCGGCGGGCUUCGUUAAGAUCGCCGGAGAUGGAGCUUCCGACAUGGUUGAUCAAGCAGUUUCAAUGGCAUUUGGUGAUUCCAGGACGAGUAAUUAUGUUCGUAUUCAGGCAAAUGGAAUUGUAGCUAAAAGGUUAGAGAAAAUGAGAAAGCAAAGCAAGAAAGGUGACAUGUUGAGCAUUGCUGAAGAGAUGUUAGGUCAGAAAAAUGUGGAGUCUGUACUAUUCAAAGGGAAGAAGUUGGCUGAGAGCACAAACUUGGAGAAGCUGGAGAUGUUUGCAGGAGAUCUGAUUAAGGAGCAAGAGAGGAGAAAGACUAGCAUUUUACCGACGGUGGUUUUGAAAAAAGCGACAACAUCGCCAAGAACAUCAACUGCUACAACUCUAUCGACUUUAUCAUCAUCGUACUGAUUAGAGAAGAUAGAAAUACGUUAUUUAGUUGAGUUGAACCGUAAUGCACGUUUGUUGCCACUCGUGAUGAAUUAAGACAUUCGAGUAUGUGCUGUGCUUCUAAGCCGACCUAUAGAUGUAUUCUUUUACAUUUUUUUUUUUUUCCUUCUAUUUUCUCAUUUGUUGGUUGAGUUAUAUGUAUAUUUAUGAAAUAGUUUGAUUUUGUAAAUAGAAUUAACGAAGUGUUUGUUUACUAUUAUGAAAGUUAUAAUUAUAAGAGAGCUUCUUGGGUUGUUUAAA